GAGAGAGAGAGAGAGAGAGAGAGAGAGAGAGAUUAAGAAGGAAGGAGAGACGGACGGGUAUGGCGGCUACAGGAUCUGGACGGUCUCAAUUCAUUUCCAGUUCUGGCGGUAACAGAAGCUUCUCUAACUCUCCCCUCAUCGACAACUCUGAUGAUUCCCAUCAGAUUAUUGUCUCUGAGAAGAAGAGCUGGAAGAAUUUCUUUGCUUACUUAGGCCCUGGUUUCCUUGUUUCCAUCGCAUAUAUCGAUCCUGGAAAUUUUGAGACUGAUCUGCAAUCUGGAGCACAGUACAAGUAUGAGUUACUUUGGAUCAUAUUGGUGGCUUCGUGCGCGGCUUUGGUGAUUCAAUCUCUUGCUGCUAAUCUUGGUGUCGUCACAGGAAAACAUUUAGCUGAGCAAUGUCGAGCUGAGUACUCCAAAGUUCCAAACUUUCUGUUAUGGGUCGUUGCAGAAAUUGCAGUUGUCGCUUGUGACAUACCUGAAGUGAUCGGAACAGCUUUUGCUCUGAACAUGCUCUUUAGCAUACCGGUAUGGAUUGGUGUCCUCCUGACAGGCUUGAGUACGCUGAUUCUUCUCGCCCUUCAAAAAUACGGGGUGAGAAAGCUGGAGUUCUUGAUAGCAUUUCUUGUGUUCACAAUUGCUAUAUGCUUCUUCGUUGAGCUCCACUACUCAAAGCCAGACCCAGGAGAAGUCCUACAUGGUCUCUUUGUUCCUCAACUUAAAGGAAACGGCGCAACUGGUCUCGCCAUCUCUUUGCUCGGAGCCAUGGUUAUGCCGCACAAUCUUUUCCUCCACUCGGCCUUGGUUCUCUCUAGAAAAAUCCCUCGUUCUGCUUCUGGUAUCAAGGAAGCUUGCAGGUUCUACUUGAUUGAAAGCGGCUUGGCUCUUAUGGUGGCCUUUCUCAUCAACGUCUCUGUGAUAUCAGUAAGUGGUGCUGUUUGUAACGCCCCCAACUUGAGCUCCGAAGAUCGAGCUAACUGUGAGGAAUUGGACUUGAACAAGGCAUCGUUUCUGCUACGGAACGUCGUGGGCAAGUGGAGCUCAAAGCUAUUUGCGAUCGCACUUCUUGCUUCCGGUCAGAGCUCUACCAUAACCGGAACUUAUGCUGGACAAUACGUUAUGCAGGGCUUUCUUGAUCUAAGACUCGAGCCGUGGCUCAGAAACUUACUAACAAGGUGCUUAGCUAUAAUCCCGAGUCUGAUUGUUGCUCUCAUUGGUGGUUCUGCUGGAGCCGGAAAGUUAAUCAUCAUUGCCUCGAUGAUCUUAUCUUUUGAGCUCCCGUUCGCGCUGGUUCCUCUCCUCAAAUUUACUAGCUGCAAAACCAAGAUGGGUUCCCACGUCAAUCCAAAGGCGGUUUCAGCUUUGACUUGGGUCAUUGGUAGUUUAAUCAUGGGGAUAAACAUAUACUAUCUAGUAAGCAGUUUCAUCAAGCUGCUUAUCCAUAGUCAUAUGAAGCUUGUGGCCGUCAUCUUCUGUGGGAUUCUUGGGUUCGCAGGCAUUGCUAUCUAUUUAGCCUCCAUAGCGUACCUUGUUUUCCGGAAAAACAAAGAAGCCUCUCCUCUUCUUUCCUCAAGAAACUCACAAAAUGUGGAGACACUUCCAAGACAAGACAUCGUCAACAUGCAGUUACCUAAUAAAGUGUCUACGUCUGAAGUUGAUUGAAUCUUUCAUAAAACGACGACUCCAAUAAAAUUAGAACCAAACCAACGAGUUCACAAAGACCUUUUGAUAGUACUGAAGGUCCCUUAAUCGGUUUGUGUCUUUUUUUUUCUUUUCUUACUUCAAUUAGAUUCUCAUAGGAACAAUCGUAUCUUCUAAUAAUACAUCAAUAAAACCUUUGCUUCUAUUAUCAUA
Messenger RNA from Capsella rubella, 1853 nucleotides. RefSeq names its product metal transporter Nramp1. The transcript is spliced from 11 exons. The record is from RefSeq and is a predicted model, not a curated record. NCBI's taxonomy places the organism in Eukaryota, Viridiplantae, Streptophyta, Magnoliopsida, Brassicales, Brassicaceae. Gene Ontology annotation, molecular function: manganese ion transmembrane transporter activity; cadmium ion transmembrane transporter activity. The coding region runs from base 60 to 1661 and encodes 533 amino acids. Gene Ontology annotation, cellular component: membrane. Gene Ontology annotation, biological process: metal ion transport.